AUGAGCACGCAGGUGCGCGCUAGAAGCAUCCGUGGCAGCAGCAGGUCCGCACCAGAAGCUUACGAACGCGCAGCAUGGCCACUCACACCAGCGAUCUCGAGGCCCUCGCCCGCUCCCUGCAUCCCGUCGCCAGUGCUCAUCUCGGCCGUCCAUUCCGCAGCAGCAGCAAUCUCGGCCGUUUCUGAACCUUCGCUGGCACGGGGGUCAUCUCGCACGCUCUCGUCUGCUUCACGCCCUUCCGAAGCUUCAACUUUGUCAAACCCUUCCAUAGCAGCCGCCGAUUCGAUCUCGCCCUCCCUCAAUCUCACUCCCCUCACUCCCUCUCACCUCACUCCCACUCUCCUCACCCCUCCCCUCACUCCCUCCCCCCGCACUCCUCCCCUCACUCCUCCCCACACUCCUCCCCUCACUCUUCCCCUCGUUCCUCCCCUCACUCCUCCCCUCACUCCCUCUCCCCUCACUCCUCCCCUCACUCCCUCUCCUCUCACUCACUCCCCUCGCCUUUCUCUACCAGCACUGCAGCACCGCCAUCGUCCCCGUCGUCCCCGUUUGCCCAUUCCCCACAUCAGUCAUCACCGCAGCACGAGAACCUCCCCUGGUCACCAGCACAGCGGCACCGCCAGGGUCCCCGUUUACACGGCCCCAACAUCAGCUAUUACCGCAGCACAAGAACCUCCCCCAGCUGCCACCUCCCCCUCCCGCGCCGCGACGGCUGGUCGUUUUCACAGGGGCUCACGGCUGUCUUUGACCAGCACGUGCUUUCAGGCGGCCUUGCUUUCUCCUCCAGCAAGGGAGCGAUGGGUCAUUUGUUGGGGGGCCGCAGGGGCAGUGGAAGCAGCUGCACUGUAUUUUUAUCUCCUGCAUGUCCCUCCCUCACAUACUGCUGUCAUUGAAGCUUCUUUCCUACAGUUGUCAAUCUCCGUCCAUCUGCUCCUCCUGCCUGAUCCCCUCUCCCUCGAAUCUCUACUCCCCAACCCUUCUUCUGCUUGCUUCCUAUCCUUUCUUCCCAAUCCCUCCUCCGCUCGCCUUCUCCCCCUCCUCUCCAACAACCCCCCCCUCUCCUGCUUCCCCCGCCCCCCACUCUUCAGGGCGUGCAACUGCAAGUCAACAUGCCUCAACUUGCAGUCUCACUUCCUUCCCUGGGAAAGGUUCAGGGAUACCGCCCUAAGCAGCAGCAGCAGCAGCACCUCCUCACAUCCUGCUAAAUGCAUUUCGGAGUGCAUUGCUGGGAGCAAUGUGGCGCCACCCAACCUUCUCAGCUUCUUCCAUCUCCCUGCUCUUGAGGAACCUCCAUGCCAGGGCAAAGAAGAUCCGAACUGCACUCUGAAAAGCAGGAAUUAUAUGGAUUUUCACU
Molecule: messenger RNA, 1354 nt
Organism: Closterium sp. Naga37s-1
Lineage: Eukaryota; Viridiplantae; Streptophyta; Zygnematophyceae; Desmidiales; Closteriaceae
Source: the annotation of a GenBank genome assembly